This is a messenger RNA of Funneliformis mosseae, 150 nucleotides long. The record is from the annotation of a GenBank genome assembly. NCBI's taxonomy places the organism in Eukaryota, Fungi, Glomeromycota, Glomeromycetes, Glomerales, Glomeraceae.
AUGGAUGAGCAAAAUAGGGAGCGUCUGAUGCCACCAGAAAUGGAAGAACGACUUCAUCAAGACGAUUUCUUAUCAAUACGUUAUAGCACUGAGCUCGUAAUCAUAAUGGAUAACACUACUAAUGCAAAUCUUACAUUGUCAAAAGUGUGA